GGGAGAGAAGAUAUAGUGAAUGCAGUGUACGGGGAGACCAGAUAUAGUGAAUGCGGGGUCCGGGGAGACCAGAUAUAGUGAAUGCAGGGGUCCGGGGAGACCAGAUAUAGUGAAUGCAGGGUCCGGGGAGACCAGAUAUAGUGAAUGCAGGGUCCGGGGAGACCAGAUAUAGUGAAUGCAGGGUCCGGGGAGACCAGAUAUAGUGAAUGCAGGGUCCGGGGAGACCAGAUAUAGUGAAUGCAAGGUCCGGGGAGACC
Staurois parvus is the source of this 257-nucleotide messenger RNA. The record is from the annotation of a GenBank genome assembly. Lineage: Eukaryota; Metazoa; Chordata; Amphibia; Anura; Ranidae.